UUUAAUAACUAAAUGAACAUAAUUACUUGCAUUUUAAAUAUUAAAUAAUGCUGUACUCUAAUAAUUGUAUAAUUUUUAAAGAUUCUAUUUACAUUGACACUGAACUUGGCAUGCGAAGAAGGGCAACAAUUCUGUCUGGUUGUAGUCAAAGCCAGAGCACCCACCAAUCUGCUGGAAAAGGCCACCCACACCCUUCUCACAGCCCACCUAGAGGAGUAUCCUUAUGUCAUCACAAGCUCAGUAGUGCUCAUACAACAAUAAAGAAGUCUGUCCUCCCUGGUACUGUACAUCACUGUUUUAGACUUUAAAUCUCUGUACGACUUCAUCAAAGCUCCUCCAUGUUUUUGUGUGCUCUGAGACAUGUUUCAUAUUGUCAGUGAUGACAUUCUCCAUCAGCAGGUUCUAGAGAUGGCCUACUUAAUUUGUUAUAGUUUGGUUUUUCAAUUUAACAGGAUAAUCUAUUGUUAAGAAAAGUGGAUCCAAUGGGUAGCCUGAUAUCCAGAGACCUAUGUGAGACGAUGGUCCAACAGUUAGAUAGCAAAGACCUCUUGCAUUUCCUCCCAAACAUUCUUUUAUACAGGAGGUACAUCAGUGACAUUAUUUUCUGGAAGAUAGUUCCGGAUUUAAUGACCUUUUUCAGUUUGAUCAGUAACAAUCCUGACAGGUUGUUCCUGGAAGUGGACCAAUCUAGCCCCUCAGAGGUGCACUUUUCAGACAGCAAUAUCACUGCUAAUGGGUUGGAGAUUUGCAGCUCGGUAUUUUGCAAGCCAGGUUCAAUGUCUUCUUACAUCCUGGCUGGAUUGUGUGAUCUUCAUUGUUAUCAGAUCACAACCUACAAAGCAUUAGUUAGGAAGUUUUCACCCAUUCUUCUACCCUAAGCUCUUGGCACUGAGUUAGUGUUAAUAGAACAGUUAUCCAUUGACCAUGGUUGCCAAAAAGUUGUACAUUGGCUGAUUGAUCUAUACCCCUGGACUCACCUGGGAUUCAUAUCCUGGGUCUACAUGUCUGUAACUGACCAAGCUGUGGAGGUGGAAAGGUCUGUUACUUUCAACCCCUACUUAAGAUCAUUGUAUGCAAAAAUUGUUAAGAAGCAUGCUGUUUGUAUAGCUUCAGGAGGCAUUUGUUUAUUUUCACCAUUCUUAAUAGAAAGGACUUUACCAGACUACCAGGUAUAUAGUUUCCCUAUCAAGAACACCAGAUGCAAUAGGGCCCUUCUGUACAUCGGAUCCACUAAACAUUCUAUGAGAACCAGAAUGCAAGAACAUAUCUUGGACAUGCAACAUACGAGAACUUCCACAGCUCUCUCUACCUAUACAGCAGAUCUGGAAAUCAUGGUGGACUUCAUGUGUCCUCAACAUCCCACACGGAACACCUCAGAUGGUUGGAGGCCAUUGAAAUCUUUAAAGCUAACUUUGCGUCAUCUUAAGGAGGCCUGGCAAGCUCUAUUUGACCAUGAAGGACGAUACAUUCAUCCAAAUAUGCGGGCUGGUCGUGGUAAUCAACCAAAUGAAAUAAAUCCUGCUGCACCCACUCAUAAUCAGUGGAACACUCCAUGUGGAAAUAAUCAAUAUUCACCAGAACAACCAAAAACAACAGUUGAUUGCAAUGAAUGGGAAAAAGAUCAUAUUAAAGAGUGGGAUAAAAAAGAUUGCUAUUGCAGAAACAAUAGAAGUAAUGACAAAACUGGAAAAGUCAAUUUUACAAAUUUUGGAAAUCGCAAUAGGAAAGGGAAUACUGAUGCAAUUCGUACAAACACAUACCCUGUCAGGAAAGCUGAUAAGUAAGUAAAAUUAGUUAUAGUUAAGAAAAUUUAGUGAAGUUUAAUGACAAUUAAAGAAUUAGUAAAUUUUAAAAAAUUUUUAAAUAAUUAUUAUAAUAGUUUAUAAAAUUAUUUUAUUUAACUAUAUAUAUAUCAC
Messenger RNA from Centruroides sculpturatus (bark scorpion), 1916 nucleotides. RefSeq lists its product as uncharacterized. The coding region runs from base 1002 to 1784 and encodes 260 amino acids. The record is from RefSeq and is a predicted model, not a curated record. The transcript has 4 exons. Lineage: Eukaryota; Metazoa; Arthropoda; Arachnida; Scorpiones; Buthidae.